AUUGCGUAACUGCGGCGUCUGAUGAGCCCGACGAUCCCAAGAAACAGACGCUACCUUUUUUCAUAUUUUUCACCAUUAAGACUGGAGAUCCGUCGCACUCAAACAGAGAGGGACGCGCGAAGACAGUUUUAAUUUUUACAACAUAAUUAAAUGUUCGCCUGCUGUCAUCGGAUGAAGAAAUGAGCCAUGUUUUGUUUUUGAUAUCGGCUAUAUUGACAGCUGUGUAGCGGCUCCCCGUUAAGGGUGACAGUUAGCAGAAUAAGUGGUGCCUCCAGCCUUUUCUGCCUACAUUUUGGGCAGAAAAGGCGCUUCAACACCAUUUCUUUUCUUUUUCUCCGGGUGGUGGGGCUGGCGCCGAGCCAAUAAUUGACUCUGGAGCAGGACACGGAGGAUAGUAUGGCCAUGACCGGAGGGACGGCAGCCGCCCUCCCGAUGAGCAACCACACCCGAGAAAGGGUAACGGUGGCCAAGUUGACGCUGGAGAACUUCUACAGCACGCUGCUCACCCAGCACGAGGAGCGCGAGAUGAGGCAGAAGAAGCUGGAAAAGGCCAUGGAUGAUGAAGGUUUGCUGGAUGAGGAGAAAGUAAUGCGUCGCUCACAACACGCUCGCAAAGAAACAGAGUUUUUACGCUUGAAGAGGACACGACUGGGGUUGGAUGACUUUGAGUCCCUUAAAGUCAUCGGACGUGGUGCUUUUGGAGAGGUGCGUUUGGUCCAAAAAAAGGACACCGGGCACAUUUACGCCAUGAAAAUUUUACGGAAAGCGGACAUGCUGGAGAAAGAGCAGGUUGCUCAUAUCCGGGCCGAACGAGAUAUUCUCGUGGAGGCAGACGGCGCCUGGGUGGUGAAAAUGUUUUACAGCUUCCAGGAUAAACGGAACCUCUACCUCAUCAUGGAAUUCCUGCCCGGAGGCGACAUGAUGACGCUGCUGAUGAAGAAGGACACCCUGUCCGAGGAGGCCACGCAGUUCUACAUUGCCGAAACGGUGCUGGCCAUCGACUCCAUUCACCAGUUGGGCUUCAUCCACCGAGACAUCAAACCGGACAACCUGCUGCUCGACUCCAGGGGACAUGUCAAGUUGUCUGAUUUUGGCUUGUGUACGGGACUUAAGAAAGCCCACCGCACUGAAUUUUACAGGAACCUGACACACAACCCGCCUAGCGACUUUUCCUUUCAAAACAUGAACUCGAAGCGGAAAGCAGAAACCUGGAAGAAAAACCGGAGACAGCUGGCUUACUCCACAGUGGGCACACCGGACUACAUCGCUCCAGAAGUCUUCAUGCAAACAGGCUACAACAAGCUGUGUGACUGGUGGUCAUUGGGAGUCAUUAUGUACGAGAUGCUGAUAGGCUAUCCGCCUUUUUGUUCGGAGACGCCGCAGGAGACGUACAGGAAAGUAAUGAACUGGAAGGAGACACUCGUGUUUCCCCCCGAAGUCCCCAUUUCGGAGCGAGCUAAGGACAUGAUAUUGCGGUAUUGCACUGAUGCCGAAAACCGAGUCGGCGCAGGCAGCGUGGAAGAAAUCAAAAGCCAUCAGUUUUUUGAGUCUGUUGACUGGGAACAUAUCAGAGAACGCCCUGCCGCCAUCUCCAUUGAAAUCAAAAGCAUCGACGACACCUCCAAUUUUGAUGAUUUCCCAGAGUCGGACAUCCUCCAACCAGCUAAUACAACAGAACCUGAUUUCAAGUCCAAGGAUUGGGUGUUCCUCAACUACACUUACAAACGCUUCGAGGGCUUGACUCAACGAGGCACCAUCCCCACGUACAUGAAGCCCGGUAAAGCCUGACGUGCUCAAACAGGGAGUAUCCAAAAUAAGACAUUCACGGACGUAACAGGGUCGGGCCCGCCAUUGGCCCCCGCUGGUGCCGAAAACCGAGCCGCCUCUCGGUCACUUCAAGUGUACGUGCGAAUCACUGCUUUGACAUAUUGAUAUAGUUUGAACUAGCUCAUAUGCAAAACAAGUACCUGCUACUGAACAUACACAAGAAGGUUUCAGCAUGAUUGGCCAUAGUUUUGCUCAGAGCUUUUUGAGGAAAUUGGGUAUUUGUUGAAAACCUCUCAGGAAUUUUUUUUCUUCAAAGUACUACAAAUAUUGUCUCGUACUUGCGGAUUUUGGAUUUUAGUUGCCUCCAAGUGUAACAAGGGUAGUCUAUAGGUGUUACAGGGUAAAUAACGUAGGCUUGAAGAAAUAGCAGUAGCUUUAAGGAACCAGGGAUGGAAUUUUAGUGUUUCAUUAUUUUAGUUCCUGGUUUAUAAUUACCUAUAAACAGAACAAAUCAUGCUGGAAUCUUCCCAGCGCCCUAUGAGAUGACCCCACAGACACAAAGUGUCCAUUGUGUUACUUCCCCUAACAUUUGUGCCCCUAGAUUAAAAAAAAAAAUCAGACAAGGUCCAAUCACUUCCUUUCUCGAAGUGCCUUUGCGUGUAACUAAUAAAUGGCUUUUUGUCAGUGGUCAUCGCAAUGAAUCGAAAAAGGGGAAAGUUUAGAAAAAUGAAAGGGAAAAAAAAUUUUUUAGGUCAGCUUUAGCAAUAUUGACGUUAACGGUUUAGUUAAAUGACAGUAUUUUUAUGGCAUUGAUAAGAAAGGAUCCUCGUAAAAUGAUGUGCGUCAAAGCAAACAGUAGACAAUGAAGCCUUGUGGAUGGAACGCCAUAUCACAUUACAUUUUAACACUCAAUACACAUUUGUUUUUGUUUUUUUUGUUUGUUUUUUUUGUUUGUUUUUUUGAAAUUGUCAUUGACGUCUGCUUCUAAUUGCACAGCUUGUUAAAAAACGGCUACCAAAGACCAUGACCGUGAAUCCCAGAUGUAGCUCACGCUCAAUGCGCCUAACGUCAAACUACCUUAAUCAUUACACACACCUCAAAUAGUGUUCAAAUUCACUGUCUUGUUCAUAAAAAAAAAAAAAAGAACAAAUGCAGGCAAGUUACAGAAAAAGUAAAACGCACUGAGGUUGUUUCCAUUUUCGCCACACGUCGGUGCUAUUGCAGCAGAAGGAAAUGAUAACGUCAACUAAUUCUGUUACAAGUAAUGAGUUCUACAGUAAAGUACAAGUAAUGUAUAAAAGAUUAUGUGUAUAUUACUGCGUUAUUUAUUAAUUAUAUGUCUUUGAAUCUAAUUUUUAUUCCUAAUCUAUUCAUUUUUACCCCCUUUGAGUCAGAUUCAUGUUCAAAAUGACAUGAUCCAUUUGUUCAUGGGACAAAACGGGGGAAAAAAUGACCCUCGACGGUAAUGUAAAGUAUUUAAUGUACAAUUUGUAUAACAAAUUGUGUGUACAUUUACUGUCCUUUCUUGGCAACAAAAGCCGGUUGUUGUUAUUGCUGUCACAAUUUAAAAUAGUUAUAGAAAUGUGAGUGAAGGAACUGAACUGUACAAUGAGUUGUAGUGAUGAGUGAAAGAAGGACCUAAAAGCAGUGUUGUUUUUGGCAGCCAUUUUAUUUUUCGUAUCAGUCUUUUGGACGAUAAUACUGACUAAUUAAUCUCGUAGUCAUAUUAUAAUCAUUUCAAAAUGUGUUUGUCUUCGUCUAGUUUUAGUCGACAUUUACUCAAUAUUUUAGUUUGUCAAAUUUGAAAGUUUCACUCCAAAAAUGAAUAAAUAAAAAAAAUAGGGUUGUUCUGAUCAUGUUUUUUGGCUCCCGAUCGUUUUAGUUUGAGUAUCUGCCGAUCCCGAUAUUUCCCGAUCCGAUUGCUUUUUAUUUUCUCCCGAUUCAAUUCCAAUCAUUCCCGAUAAUUUUUCCUGAUCAUAUACAUUUUGGCAAUGCAUUAAGAAAAAAAUGGAUAAAACUCAAACGAAUAUAUACAUUCAACAUACAGUACACAAGUACUGUAUUUGUUUAUUAUGACAAUAAAUCCUCAAGAUGGCAUUUGCAUUAUUAACAUUCUUUCUGUGGGAGGGCAAGACUUGUGACUUUGUAUAUUGUGACUAAAUAUUGCCAUUUAGUGUGUUUGUUGAGCUUUCAGUAAAUGAUACUGCAGCCAUUUAACUUCUGCCCAAGUGCAUGAUAGGAAGUGGAACCAUGACUGUGCGUAAUGGUACCAAUUGAUAUAUCUUCUCAGCGUUGGGAAAUAAAAAAGGGUGUUAAGAAGAAGAUCUACUACCUUGCUUCCCCACAUUGCUUCCCUCGAUACUUCUAAUCACUGAGAGAGGGAUCGUAAGGCUUGAGCCAAUUAAAAAAAGGCUUCAAAGGCUGCCAAAAUUCUCUCUACUCAUUUUACGUUGCCUUUUAGCUCUAUGUAUACGUAAUACGGUGCCGUUAUAGAUUGAACGCGACAAUGCGUGAGUGGGUAGUGCAGCGCAUGCGUUAAUUGCGUUAAUUAUUUUAAUGUUAUAACUGCCAUUGACGCGAUAAAUUUGACAGCCCUACUUUAAGCCAAAACUAAAGACUCUGGAUAAGUGUAAGACAUUUUGUCUGUAAAGUUAAAUACAAUUAGAAAACAAUUUAAUUAAAAACAUAUAAAUAUAUAUAUUAAAAAAGGCAUGUCCGAUACUGUUUUUGCCGAUUCCGAUACUUCGAAAAUGACGUGAUCGGACCCGAUCGACAUCUUUAAAAAAAAAUGUUUGCAACUAUUUCGCAUGAACAUUGACUGAUGUGCACAUAAUGUAGCCUCUACAAAUCUAUCACGUGAUACUACACACUCAGCAUGAAAACAGGACAAUUAUUUUCAAUGAUUUAUACCUACCUAGAUGCCACAAACUAUGUAUUAAAAAAAAAAAAAAGUCCGAGAGUUUAAAAGGACGCUCGCCGUUAGAAUAGCCUAAUGCUAACACCAACGUGAAUGCUAUGCUAAUGCUAUAAAUUACAUUUGGUGUUUGAGGAUCACUCAGCACAGUCCUUUAAAGGCUAAAGCAAUAUUGGGUAUUCUCUCUUGCCAAGAUAAGAAGAAAAAUCUUACAGUGUGUGUCUCAAAACAAGCAAUGUGGAGACUGGAGAGGACACUAGCGGGUGACGUGGGGAAGCGCAGCACAUCCCAUGAGUGACACAACCAGACACUGCUACAAUGUUGGCUAACUACCCAUAAAAUGUCAGUCAUUGUCAACAUGUGACGGAAACUAUGGAGCAUUUUCGUCUCGUUUUAGUCUCGUCAGACGAAAACUGGCCUUCGUGUCGUUAUGUUUUAGUCUCCCAAGACACGUUUUUAGCUCGUUAUUGUCCGUCAUUGUCAUGAAAAAAAUGUUUGUUGACGAAAUAUUUUUGUUCGUCAUCGUUGACAAAAACAACACUGCCUAAAAUAGUACAAAUUAAAUUUUUAAAAAAACAUCAAACAGUAAGUAUGGACCAAACUAGUCUAGAAAAAAUAACAAAAAGUGGUCGUCGUCCAAGUUAGGACAAUGUUGAUGGGUUAUGUAUGUCAUGAUGUAUUUGUAUGCUGUCUGAUGUAGCCCAGUAAAGGAAAAUACAAGUAAUAUAUUCACAUGGUAAUUUUUUAUGUUAAUAACAGGGCAAAAAAUAAAAACUCAAGUCUCUCCACUUGUGUCACUUUUACAACUCUGAACAAUCUUGACAUCUACACUGAAUGAGGUGUGCUCGUUGGAAAUAUACAGUGCUGGCCAAAAGUAUUGGCACCCCUGCAAUUCUGUCAAAUAAUGCUAAUUUCUCACAGAAAAUGAUUACAAUUACAAAUGCUUUGGUAGUAAUAUCUUCAUUUAUUUUGCUUGCAAUGAAAAAACAUAAAGAGUUUUUUUUUUUUUUUUAAAUCAUUAUAAUUUUACACAAAACUCAAAAAAUUGGCUGGACAAAAAUAUUAGCACCCUUUGAAAAAUCAUGUGAUGCUUCUCUAAUAUGUGUAAUUAACAGCAUCUGUUACUUACCUGUGGCACAUGGCAUUGUGGUGGCAAUAACUAAAUCACAUUUGUAGCCAGUUAAAAUGGAUUAAAUUUGACUCAACCUCUGUCAUGUGUCCUUGUGUGAACCACAUUGAGCAUGGAGAAAAGAAAGAAGACCAAAUAACUGUCGGAAAUUGUGAGAAAGCAUGGGCAAUCUCAAGGCUACAAGUCCAUCUCCAAAGACCUGAAUGUUCCUUUGUCUACCGUGUGCAAUGUCAUCAAUAAGUGUGAAGCCCAUGGCACUGUGGCUAACCUCCCUAGAUGUAGACGGAAAAGAAAAAUUGACCAGAGAUUUCAACAAAAAAUUGUGAGGAUGGUGGAUAAAAUACCUCGACUAACAUCAAAACAAGUUCAAGCUGUCCUGCAGUCCGAGGGUACAAUAGUGUCAACCCGUACUAUCCGUCGGCGUCUGAAUGAAAAGAGAGUCUAAUGUAGGAUACCCAGGAAGACCCCACUUUUGACCCAGAGACAUAAAAAAGCCAGACUGGAGUUUGCCAAAAUGUACCUGAGAAAGCCAAAAAUGUUUUGGAAGAAUGUUCUCUGGUCAGAUGAGACAAAAGUUGAGCUUUUUGGGAAAAGGCAUCAACAUAGAGUUUACAGGAAAACAAUGAGGCCUUCAAAGAAAAGAACAAGGUCCCCACAGUCAACAUGGUGGAGGUUCCCUGAUGUUUUGGGUUUGUUUUCCUGCUUCUGGCACUGGACUGCAUGACCGUGUGCAUGGCAUUUUGAAGUCUGAAGACUACCAAUGAAUUUUGCAGCGUAAUGUAGGGCCCAGUGUGAGAAAGUUGGGUCUCCCUCAGAGGUCCAGCAGGACAAUGACCCAAAACACACUUCAAAAAGCACUAGAAAAUGGUUUAAGAAAGAGCACUGGAGACUUCUAAAGUGGCCAGCAAUGAGCCCAGAUUUGAAUCCCAUAGAACACCUGUGGAGAGAUCUGAAAAUGGCAGUUUGGAAAAGGCACCCUUCAAAUCUAGAGACCUGGAGCAGUUGGCCAAGGAAGAAUGGUCUAAAAUUCCAGCAGAGCAUUGUAAGAAACUCCUUUGAUGGAUACCGGAAGCGGUUGUUCGCAGUUAUUUUGUCUAAAGUUUGUGCUACCAAGUAUUAGGCUGAAGGUGUCAAUACUUUUGUCCGGCCCAUUUUUAGAGUUUUGUGUAAAAUGAUCAUGAUCUAACUUUUUUUCCCAUUCUUUUUUGUGUUUUUUCAUUGCAAGCUAAAUAAAUGAAAAUAUUACUACCAAAGCAUUUGUAAUUGCAAUCAUUUUCUGGGAGAAAUUGAGCAUGAUCUGACAGAAUUGCAGGGGUGCCAAUACUUUUGGCCAGCAGUGUAUUUGAGUGAUGAGCAUUGCUAAACGUGCAAAUGACGCAAAAACACAGUUAAAGGAUCCACGUUUCCAAGACAAAAGAGGACAUGACCUAUUAAUACAGCAGCAUACACGCAAAAAAAGGGGUAAAUAUGCAUCAAGGUGUUUGCGGACGUGAUGCUUGACCUCAAAUGUGGAGUGGAGAGAGAGUCCUUAUAUAGCGCUUUAUCUAAAUUGUAUGUGGAAAGCCUAAAAUGCAGGACACAUACAG
Corythoichthys intestinalis (scribbled pipefish) is the source of this 7396-nucleotide messenger RNA. RefSeq names its product serine/threonine-protein kinase 38-like. The transcript has 13 exons. NCBI's taxonomy places the organism in Eukaryota, Metazoa, Chordata, Actinopteri, Syngnathiformes, Syngnathidae. The coding region runs from base 397 to 1788 and encodes 463 amino acids. Gene Ontology annotation, biological process: peptidyl-serine phosphorylation; intracellular signal transduction. The record is from RefSeq and is a predicted model, not a curated record. Gene Ontology annotation, molecular function: protein serine/threonine kinase activity; ATP binding.